CAGAUCGUGUGUACCGUCCAAGCACCUUCUCACUAGAGUCAGCCAUGAGCUUCUUCCUAUCUGGACUGAGAGCGUCUAAUACUAAGACUGUGAAGCACCUUAAGAAGAUACCAGAGGGCUCUCACCAACAUGACAUGAUGAAGCAUGCGGCCGCUACCCUGGGCAGUGGGAAUCUUAAACUGGCUGUGCAACUACCAGAUGGUGAAGACCUCAACGAGUGGAUCGCCGUCAACAGUGGUGGCAGAAGGUGCCAAUGGUCCCACUACUAUUGCUGCUGAGAAGAUUCUGAUGGAUCGCAACAUUAUGGUCAUCCCUGACCUGUUUGCAAAUGCUGGAGGAGUUACUGUGUCCUAUUUUGAGUGGCUCAAGAAUCUCAACCAUGUCAGUUAUGGACGGUUGACCUGGAAACACGAGGAAGACUCCAACAAUCAUUUACUAGACAGUGUCCAGCGUAGUCUAGAGGCCAAGUUCUCUGGAGGUCGUGCUGGGUCUAUCCCCAUCACAGCCACCCCUGCAUUCAGUGCUCGCAUUGCUGGAGCUAGUGAGAAGGACAUCGUCAACUCUGGUCUAGAAUACACCAUGGAGAGAUCUGCCAAGCAAAUCAUGCGAGCUGUUCGUGAGUACAACCUUGGUCUGGACCUAAGGACCGCUGCUUAUGUGUGUGCACUGCAGAAGAUGUACACAGUCUACCUAGCGGCUGGCAUCACCUUGUAGCUGCAUAGAGAACACCUGAUAGUGAACAUUGUACCUUCCUACCUGCUAGCUUAUUUUUUGGUAUGUCUGUGGCUUUUAAACACUACAUGUAUGAUUGUACAUUACAUUCUGAAUAA
This is a messenger RNA of Halichondria panicea, 830 nucleotides long. RefSeq names its product glutamate dehydrogenase 1, mitochondrial-like. Lineage: Eukaryota; Metazoa; Porifera; Demospongiae; Suberitida; Halichondriidae. The record is from RefSeq and is a predicted model, not a curated record. Gene Ontology annotation, biological process: L-glutamate catabolic process. The coding region runs from base 145 to 714 and encodes 189 amino acids. Gene Ontology annotation, molecular function: L-glutamate dehydrogenase (NAD+) activity. Gene Ontology annotation, cellular component: mitochondrion. The transcript has 6 exons.